UUGGAACCUAUCUGAAUCGAUUAGAUAUGGAUGUUGCUGCAAUAGAGCCUGCUAUGAUAGUUGGAACAGUUGGAUCAAACUUAGCACUAGAGAAAAUCCCUAGUGGCGAUUUGUGCUCUUUUUCAAUUCCGAUACUUGAGUGGUUUACAGACUUUGUUUCUUCUGGAUUGGAUGAGCUGCAGGGUGCUAGUCUUGUAAAGGUUGCCAACACAUUAUGGAUGCUUGGUUUAGGAUGUUACUUCAUAAGUGGCUGUCGGAAAUAUAGCUAUUCCUCUUAUAUGGAAAAAGCUAUUUCAGUGUCUGAGUUGAAGAAGUUGAAUAACUUGAAAAUCUUCGUUGACGUGUUUGGAAAGUACAACAAACCUCUCGUCGUGAAGUUUACUGGGGUGGUUUGCUGUGAGGCGCCUACGGUUGUUUCUCUUCCUAACCUUGACUCCGAUGUAGAGAGCAAGGCACCUUUUGUUACCACGCUUGUAACGUCCAGGCCUGACGACUUCAUCUCGUGCGUUAUCUACAACGGAGAGACUGAAAUCACAUACGCGGAUAGAGCUAUAAAUGGUGAUCGGUUUAGCUCAACAAUGGGAUUAAAAUCAAUCCAUGAUGAGGUUCCUUGGUAUCUGGCUGGUGACACUGAAAGAGUGUAUGUUGAGGGAAUUCAAAUGGCAAAGGGCUUUGACUUGGUCACUCAUAAAAGGGAAGUUGCAGGUCCAGGAACUGCAUUCCUUAGAGCGCUAGAAUUUGCUAGAGAGAUUGAUAGUCACCAAGGAAUGAAGAUAAUUGGAGUAAAACACACUGAGUGUGCUCUUAAGGUGGAUUCAGCUCUGACCGUUGUUGGUAAUGCCACGAAAGACGACAGAGGGAAUAUCACCAUUCGGGACCCACUGUUUGUUUGUCCAUCUGAUGUUGACUACAAUGUGGCCAAAUCGACGGUGUUUGGACAGCCGAGUGCAUGGGAUAUUGGGUGGAUGGCUGCAUUUGCCUUGUCUGCAGUAUUAUUCGCGACUCAGAGUCUGAAGAAAUUUUCUUUCAGUGAGACUCCCUCUCAGGUUGCUGAUGGUUUGGAUUUCCUCUUCAAAGUUGACAUACCAUAGUGAACUUUGCCUAUCAAUGAACAGGAUUCUGUCUGCUGCAAGAAAAAGAGUUGACCGAGUCUGUUUUUCCAAUCAUCUUCCACUUCACCACCAUUAAGAAGACAUGAUUCUCUUUUGACAUGUUAGUUAUCUGACACUAGUAUCUAAGUAUCCUCUAUGAUGAUGAAUCUACUAAGGAACCGUUUGUUUUGUGAGUAUGGUUAUGUUUUGCUUGACACAUGUUUAGCAGUUAGUUGCAUGACCAGUUUUUCUUAAUGAUCUUGCGAUAUAUUUAACC
Raphanus sativus (radish) is the source of this 1368-nucleotide messenger RNA. RefSeq lists its product as uncharacterized. The transcript has 11 exons. The coding region runs from base 27 to 1091 and encodes 354 amino acids. Gene Ontology annotation, biological process: protein ubiquitination; organelle organization. Lineage: Eukaryota; Viridiplantae; Streptophyta; Magnoliopsida; Brassicales; Brassicaceae. The record is from RefSeq and is a predicted model, not a curated record. Gene Ontology annotation, molecular function: ubiquitin-protein transferase activity.